Zerene cesonia (dogface butterfly) is the source of this 3845-nucleotide messenger RNA. It is a transcript of the gene CycG, whose product is annotated as cyclin G. The transcript is spliced from 11 exons. NCBI's taxonomy places the organism in Eukaryota, Metazoa, Arthropoda, Insecta, Lepidoptera, Pieridae. Bases 641 to 1741 code for a protein of 366 amino acids. The record is from RefSeq and is a predicted model, not a curated record.
UUUAUUAUAUAGUUAUCAAAUUAUAGUUUAAUUUCAAAUUAUAUACCACUGGAAUAAAGAAUAGAAAGUCUUUAUAGUUAAUCGGAUUGAAUUUUAUAAAUUCGUUAAAUUUCUUUGUUAGAUUUCGCGAAUAGUGACGCGACGUUGCCGCUCUUACUUGUGAAACUUCCAAGUAAAGCGAGUCGUAGAAGUUGUAAAUUUGUAAAAAUUUACAAUUAAUUUUGUAAUAUCAUUCAUUCUAACUACUAAAAAGUUAUGAUCCAGCGUCUUGAAAUGUGUAUUUUGGAACUAUCUUCAUAUUCUGACGCAAUAACGGUUUGGCAACAGCGCGCGGAGCUGGAGUGAAGACGCCUAUCCAAAUGUAUUAAAAAACCCAAUAGGAACAAACCAGUUCCUUCACACUUCCUCCAUUUGAUGAGGUACUAGGGCCUCCGCGCCCGGUCGCUGCAUACGUCGGGAGGACGGGCCGUGGGGGAAUCGGCGCGGGCAACUGGCAACAACUGGCAACCGUUGGCAACUGCUGGCAACUGUUGGCAACUGCUGGCAACUGUUGGCAACUGACCAGACAAGCGAGCCGUUUGCUUGCUACCGCACACGCACUUUGGUGCCGAUUCACCCUCCGCUCGCGCAACCCGACCGAAUGUUGAGAGCGGGCGCGGGGCAGCCGGACGCGGGGGCCGAGCAGCAGCAGUCGGGCGCUUCGUCCGCACAGCAGCAUCAGCAGCAUCAGCAGUACGACGAUCCGGCCGCGAUGUACGCGACGCUCAACGAGUACCUACAGAUGGAGAGCAAGUUCCAGCCGCGGCUGGGCCUGCCGCACGAGUCGGAGAACGAGGUGACGAUAGGCGCGCGAGACGGGGCCGCGCACGUGCUGCGCUGCCUGAAGGUGUGGUUCGAUUUGCCGACCGACGUGCUCAUAAGUGCUAUCAGUUUGUUUGACCGGUUCCUAACGAAGAUGAAGGUCCGGCCGUGCCACGUGCCGUGCAUAACGGUCUCCUGCAUGAACAUCGCCAUCGACGAGCACGCGCAGGAGCACCGGCAGCCGCGCACCGUCAGCGUCGACGAGCUGGUGUCCGUCUCGCAGUCGGCGUGCACGAGCGGCGACGUGGCGCGCAUGUCGCGCGUGGUGCGCGACAAGCUGGCGCUCGUGCGCGGCGGCGCGCUCACCGUCGCGCGCUGGCUGCGCCUGCUGCGCGCCAUCGUGCUGGCCGCCGCGCGCGAGAUGGGCGUGUGUCCUCCGCUGUCCGAGGAGAAGCUGAUGAAGCUCCUGGAGAUAGCCGUCUGCGACGCGGACUGCGUCAACGCGCGCUGCAGCGAGCUGGCGCUGGUCGUGCUCUACCAUCAGCUCGAGCUGGAGCUGGUGGAGUGGAGUCGCGACGGCGGCGGCGUGCCCGACGAGGCGUACUGCCUGUACGAGUUCGCCGCCCAGCUGCAGGCCUACUGCCACAUGAGCGACGCGUCGCUGGUGGCGGUGCGCGCGCGCGUGCGCGGCGCGCUGGCGCGGUACGAGGCGCGCGGCGCCGCGCCGCGACAGCGCCUCGUGUGGCGGCUCAGCGAGCGGACGCUCAAGGUGCUACGACCGACCGACCGGCUCACGUCCAUGCUGCCAACCAUUGAGGAGCAACACUUCGCUGUCGACUCGACGCCCGCAAGAAACAGAUCCGGAAGCGAAAGCAGUGAAUGCGAAGAGACAUCCGAUUGGCCGAGAAGCCCCGUGCUGCCUGUGUACUGCGACAACUAGCAUACGCCUAGGAUAAAUAGAAAAAUAAUAAAAAAAGAAACUCAAAUUCAUCGUUCUCUAUUUAAAUUGGGCGGAAAUAUCGCUUGGAGGAAGCGAAUUCGUUCGAUUCUUAAAUUUAAACUUCUGACUGGAAAUGAGGAGAAAAAAUUCAACGAGCAACGAUUUGUAUACUGGCAGGCUGAAUUUGAAUUUAGAAGAAAAUCUCGUUGUGAGAACUAGGAACGGGUUCGUUUUUUAAACACAGCGCGAAUGUGACCUGAACGUUCUAUUUUCAAAUCUCGUUGGCGGGAAAUGGGGAGGAUGCUUUUCGGAUAUUUGUUCGGUGCGAUUCAAAAAUGUAGCAAAUAAUGAUAAAAAUGAUAAUAAUGUCUAGAUCCCACUUUUGAUUAAUCAAAAUUCCGUGAUCGAAAUGAUUUAAUUGUAUAUUAAUGGCAGCGUGGAAUUGACAUGUUUUUUUGAAUAUGGAACCGGUUGGAAUUUUAAAUGAGGAGUAUUAUUUGUAACUUUUUUUUUUAAUUAUUGCAUCCGCGAGGGCAAUGGUCGUUUUGUUUUAGUUUUUAUCAGUAUAGAGCUUUAUUAAUUAUUGUAAUGUAAAUUUUUUUAGAUAAAAUCUACAUGGAAUCGAUUGCCGACGACACUUCGCCGUGUAGUUUUUUUAAGUACUUUAAUUUUUACGUUCAGGACCCCUAAAAUUGUGCUAUUAAUAUAUUUUAUUCUCAUAUUUUGUGUUUGUUUAUUAAAUUAUUAUAUAAAUUUAUGGAGAGUGUGAUCUGUCGUCGGUAUGUCGGUGUGAAACGAGCAUUGCUCCAGCCCAUAGCUUUACUGUGAUGAUUUUUGUAAGUGAAAAUGUUCAAAAAAAAAUAAAAUAAUAAUAAAAUAAAAAUAAAUAAAUAAAUAUUCCAUAUUUUCUAGAUGUAAGCGUAUACUUAAGGACACGUGAAUGCAUAUUUACGAGAGAGAAAAAACAAAAUGUCCACCGAUUUUACGAUUGAGCGAAUCGUCAAUCGUUUAUUGUUCGUCGAUUUAUCUCGGCCGGGUUUAGGAAUUCGUGAUGCAAAGCAAAAAACAAACAAACAAACAAACAAACGAAAAAAAAACUUAUUUUUAACUUAGCGUUUAAUAUUCAUACUUAUUUCGUAAAAGUAUAAAUAUGUAAAUGACAAAAAAAAAUACAUAUAAAUUGAAAAAAAAUCAUAAAAAAAUGAUCUCAAAACUUUUUUUUUCAUAAUAAUAAUAAUUGUAAAACUAUUGUAUAAAUCACCUUACGUGGCGUGUGUAUGUUUUUUUCGUUUGCUCGAGUUCUUUUGUUGUCUGUGGUUAAUUUAUUUUUUUUAGAAAUGUUCAGCUCAAAGCGGGAAUUUAAAUAAAUAUAUAUAAUAGAGUAAAAGUGUAAUAAUUGCGCCUCUGUGAUAAUAUCUUAUGGAUAAUAUUGGGAAGAAAGUAAUUUUCGAUGAUAAUUUUGAUAUGGCAUGCAUAGUUUUUGAACGAACCGAUUUACUAAAUAGCGUAUGUAUGACGUCCAUUCGAAAUUUGAAAGUCGCGUCGUAUUGCUGUCUCAUUCUAUCGCCUUUGCUAGAGCGAGAGGUGUGGUCACUUCCGUCGCACGAUCGUGUCAUCUCGCUCUGGUAAAGGGCAGUUUGUUAGCGAUAGAAUGGGACGGCACGUUUCUGUCAUUGUACCGUAUUUAGUAGCGGCAGUCGGCUGUUUGGCUUAAUUUAGGUUUUAAGAACAUAUUGUUUUUUAUUGUAUAACUUUUAAUUGCAUUUUCCAUCAUAGUUAUUGCAUUUUAGUUCGCCUAGAUAGUCAAAUAGCGUAAUAUAUAUGCGAAUGUUGAAAUCGAAUUUGCGCAGUUUGCAUGAUCGGGUACAGACUUGUCAUGCAAAUUUGAAGGCUAGUUGUAUCGUGUAAUAUCAAUUUUAUCUAUGGAAAAAUAUUAUAAAUGAGAGAUUUUUCACGGGAAUAUCACCAGAAACGGCAAAUGUGUUCAUAUUUUAUUGUAAAAUUUUGUAUCUUGCAUUUAACAGUGACGUAGUUAGUGUGAGUGGAUGUAUUUGGAUUGUAUAUGUGUGAAACUCGAAUUAGUGAAAUAAAGAAUGCGACCUUA